Messenger RNA from Cinara cedri, 1674 nucleotides. Lineage: Eukaryota; Metazoa; Arthropoda; Insecta; Hemiptera; Aphididae. The record is from the annotation of a GenBank genome assembly.
AUGGCUUUUGAAAUUAAAAAUUCUGGCAAGCCAAGACAAGUGAGGGGAACUUCUGCAUACAAAUAUCGAAAUUUGUUUGCACUUGGUAUAUUAGCUGCCAGUGGAUUUACUUGGUUUUUGUAUGAGUGAGUUUUUUUACAUGUACCUAAAUUUAUUACCUAAUAUUUGAUUAAUUUUUAAAUUGAAAAUGUAUAUUUUGUAGGUAGGUACCUACUUAUUUCAUUAUAAGAUAUAGCAUACAAUGUAUAAUACAUUUUGUUUAGGAUAUUGGCUUUUUAAUCCUAAAUUCGAAACCUAUAAUUCUAAUAAAUCUUAUUUUGUUAUAUUUUUUUAAUAAAAAAUAAAUAUUUAAUUACAGUAUCUACUUCAAAGUUUUAAAUAUUUAGUAUUUCAAUUUUGAAAAAAAAUAAAUAUAUCUAUUAUUGCUAUUAUUAUAUAAUACUGAAUUCUGUUGGAAUUUAGCUGCUGAUUUCAGAUUUGUAAGAUUUACUCUUGUUUUUGAGAUAAUCAAUUAUUUGUAAAAAAAAAUCAAAAAAUACAUAGUUGAAUAAUAAUAAAAAAACUUUUAAUUCUUCUUCCCCUUGAAAUAUGAAUUUUUUGUGUUAUUAAAAGAUUGUGCAAAAUUUGAUAACUAUUUAUCAAUUUAAACCUGUUCUCUUUUUCCUCUAAAAUUGAGUGAUAGUUAUUUAUUAAAAAUCUAAGCUUAACUUAUAGCUUUUUUUAGAAUUUACAACCGUUAAAAGCCAAUUGUAUAAUAAUUUUUAAAAAUUGUUUGUUGUGUUUGCUGCGUUAUUAAGAAAUGACAUAAUCACUAUCAACAGAAAAAUGUGAAACUCUUUAAAAUUAGUUAAUAAUACUUAUUUAUGAAUAAUUUUCUACCAUAGUUUAUUUGUAUUAUCAAAUAUGCUUACUUAUUACAUUUUCCCUAAUCAAUCUUACAUAUUAUAAAUAUAUAUUUUUAUAAUAUACAUUUGCGUUAUGACCGUAACGAGGAACAAGCAUAAAUGUAUUAUCAGAAUAUAAAGACUACAAAAGAAAGAUACUAAGGAUGAUAUGAUAAUUAUAUGAUCGCAGUCUAUUGCUGGUAUUUACAAAAGGAUUGUCUAGACCAAACAUAUAGCAGAAAAUCAUAUAGGAAAAGUUUUUUGUAAUAAAUGUUUAAAAAAAAUGUAGUAUUUAUUGCUAAUAUAUAUGAGUUUCAAAUAUUUUUUUUAUUAACAGUGAGUAUGUCAGUUCGUUCUUAAUAAUGUAACAUACACAUCAAUGACAUUUAAAUUUUUUUUUUUCAUAAAAUUGGCUUUUUAAUAGUUGUUAAUUUCAUAAUUGUGAAUUAAACUAAAAACAAGCUACAGUGAAAAAUUAAGCUUAGCUUUUUUAAACAAAACUACCUAACACAAUUUUAGAGGCCCUGGAAAACAGUUUCAAUUUAAUAAAAAAGUCCCAAAUUUUGCCUUUGUUCAGUGAAAUCAUUCAUUUUUAUUUUAUAGACAGUUACCAGCUACAAAAAGAUUAACAGAAAAAAUUUACAGUGGUUAUUGGGAUCGAACACCUGAAGAAAAAUACAGAAUAGAAAUGAUAAAACGUAAUUUGAAUCCUGAUACCAAAGAUUUAAUGUUGAAAAGAGCUGAAAUUUUGUCGCAAAAUCCAGAUCCUAUUAAGAGAAUAGAAAUAUAA